Messenger RNA from Dioscorea cayenensis subsp. rotundata (Guinea yam), 1868 nucleotides. RefSeq names its product extensin-2-like. The record is from RefSeq and is a predicted model, not a curated record. Bases 59 to 1519 code for a protein of 486 amino acids. NCBI's taxonomy places the organism in Eukaryota, Viridiplantae, Streptophyta, Magnoliopsida, Dioscoreales, Dioscoreaceae. The transcript is spliced from 2 exons.
UCUUCACACCUUUCUUCAUCUACUCUCCGGUAGAGUACUCCGGCGAGUGGCAUUAGGCAUGGAGUUGUACAUUGGCGACUCCCACAGGAGUCGUCGUCUUUUGCCUACUCUUAUAGUAGUUUUUGCUAUGCUUGUGGCUUCAAACAUAAAUGUAGCUUCCGCAUACGAUGAACCUCCUUACGAUUACAAGUCACCGCCGCCUCCUUCUCCGUCCCCUCCUCCCCCUUAUUACUAUAAGUCUCCACCACCGCCUUCGCCUUCACCUCCACCACCUUAUUAUUAUAACUCACCACCUCCUCCUACUCCGUCACCACCACCACCUUAUUACUAUCAGUCUCCGCCACCUACUCAUCCUACACCCAUUGUGAAGGUGGUCGGAUUAGUGUAUUGCUACAAAUGCUACAACUGGAAACAACCAAUGGAAUCCGAUAUCAAAAAAUUCCUUAAAGGCGCGAUCGUGAAGGUUACAUGCACAGCAGGAGACGAUAAAUACGAAGGCUACGGCGAGACAAAAAGCUUCGGCAAAUACUCUGUGACAAUCAAAGACUAUCCAUACUGGAAAUACGGUGCUGAAGGAUGCAAAGUUGAGCUCCAUGCUGCACCAAAAGACUCUCUUUGCAACAUCCCAACUGAUUUAAAUAAGGGCGCCAAGCUUGAAGUCAAAUCCGAAUCAUAUGAAGAGAUUAUUCUCAAGGCCAAAAGCCUUGCCUUUGCUCCUGAAAAACCUUAUGAUGAGUGUGAAAAACCAAAAUCACCACCUUACUACUAUAAGUCCCCACCACCUCCAUCACCAUCUCCUCCUCCACCUUACUAUUACAACUCACCACCUCCACCAUCACCAUCACCUCCUCCUCCCUACUAUUACAAUUCACCACCUCCACCAUCACCAUCACCUCCUCCUCCUUACUAUUACAAAUCUCCUCCACCGCCAUCACCGUCUCCUCCACCGCCUUAUUACUAUAACUCCCCUCCUCCUCCAUCACCAUCUCCACCACCUCCUUACUACUAUAACUCUCCUCCACCACCAUCACCAUCUCCACCACCUCCUUAUUAUUAUAAGUCUCCUCCACCACCAUCACCAUCUCCACCACCUCCUUAUUAUUAUAAGUCUCCUCCACCACCAUCACCAUCUCCACCACCUCCUUAUUAUUAUAAGUCUCCUCCACCACCAUCACCAUCUCCACCACCUCCUUACUACUAUAACUCUCCUCCACCACCAUCACCAUCUCCACCACCUCCUUAUUAUUAUAAGUCUCCUCCUCCUCCAUCACCAUCUCCACCACCUCCUUACUACUAUAACUCCCCUCCACCACCAUCACCUUCUCCACCUCCUCCUUAUUACUAUAACUCCCCUCCACCUCCAUCACCAUCUCCACCACCUCCUUAUUAUUAUAAUUCUCCUCCACCACCAUCACCAUCUCCCCCACCUCCUUAUUACUAUAAGUCUCCACCACCACCUUCACCAUCCCCACCUCCUCCUUACACCUACUCCUCCCCACCACCUCCAAUUCAUUACUAAGAAUAAGACCAUCAAAGUCCUCUCCACUUCUUCCCAACAUGCAGGACCUGUGUCAUGCAUGGAAGGUAGAGAUUCAAAGUGCUUCUAUAAUAACCAUUUCUCACUCUAUUUUUCAUUACUAGUUCUUUAAUUAGCAAGCACAGAGCUUCAUCAUGGACCCUUCCAAAUUCAAUAAGAAAUGGGAAGAAGUGGGAGUCACUUUGUAGCUUAAUUAAUUACAGUUGUUAUGGUUUGUUUCCUUUUGUUGUAUUAUUGUAUUUGUCAUGCAUGUUCACACGUAUAAGUAAUUUUGAUGUCUAAUAAUGUCAUGUGAGCUUCUUAUUGUGCAAUAAAAUGAGUAAUUUGGUCA